AUGGAUCGCAACCAAUCCUCUGUCACUGAAAAGACGGACAAUAGCAAGCACGAAACCGAGCAUCUUGAGUAUGUCGGGCAGCAUGGAAAGCACAUCGGCAUAAGAACCGGCUCCCGUCCAACUCAUCCUACCGAGGACAAAGAAUGGGAUCAGCCUGCUGAUUGCAGCUAUUUUGAGCGUGAUUCAAACGACGGUCGACAGAUCGUCGACUGGGACAGCCACGAAGACUCGGAAAAUCCUUUCAAUUGGUCUACCAAAUACAAAUGGAUAGUAACGCUGACCACAUGCUUCAUUUCCAUCUUACUCGGGCUCCCAGCAGKAGCAUAUGGUACCGCAGGAUCACAGAUGGCUCAUAUAUGGCAUAUCAACGAAGACCGAUUCCCUUUCAUCAGCUUUGGCCUCGUUACCUGGAAUGUGGGCGCAGCUGUUUUUCCUCUCGUAUUUGUUCCCAUGACCGRGACAGUGGGACGCAUGCCCGGCUACUUCAUCUCAUACAUUCUCUUCCUCAUCUGGCUGAUCCCUUGCGCCGUCUCACAAAACUUUGCAACGAUUCUCGUCUCCCGCUUCUUCGCUGGGGGAGCGAGUUCUGUCGCAAUCAAUGUUGUUGGAGGAACGAUCACCGAUAUCUGGAAAGGAGAUCGGGCUCGCAGCUUGCCCAUGUCAGUCUUCGCACUCUCCGGUGUCGUUGGGAUAGCCCUUGGGCCUUUGAUUGGUGGGGCUAUUACGAGUGGCAUAAAUUGGAGAUGGAUCUAUUGGAUUCAGCUCAUUGUGGACGCUGCUUUGCUUCCUGUCUUCUACAUGAUCCUGACGGAAACCCGCGGCGAUGUGAUUCUAGCGAGGCGAGCUGCGACAAUGCGCAAAUGUGGCCGCAACAACGCCUACGCCAGAUCAGAGCUGGAGAAGGUCUCUAUCCUGCAGAAUAUCAAAGUUUCUUUCAUGCGUCCCACCAAAAUGCUGGCCACGGAGUUUGUUGUCAUAGCAUUCACUCUAUGGGUCAGCUUCGCCUGGGGUAUUCUCUUCCUAUUCCAGAGCAGUGUACCUAUCGUCUUCGAAGCGGUGUACGGCUUCAAUACCUUACAGGUGGUGCUGGUCCAGCUCGCACUCGUUGUGGGCGCCAUCCUAGCAGCUUUGGCCAACCCGGUCCAAGACAAGCUCUAUCUAAAAUCUGCCAAACGUAACAUGGAAAGACCUGGAAAGCCAAUACCUGAAGCUAGACUGUACUUCGCGGUGCCUGGAUCCAUCAUCUUCUCCGCGGGGAUGUUCUGGUUCGGAUGGGCUUCGAUUGACAGUCUGCACUGGAUUGUUCCGACUCUUGGCCUGGGAUGCGUCGGUAUCGGCGUUUACAGCAUCUAUCUCGCGGUCGUCAAUUUCCUCGCCGAUGCUUACGAAAAGUAUGCAGGGUCGGCGUUGAGCGCUGCGAGUAUGGGACGCAAUGUGUUCGGUGCAUUCCUUCCUCUAGCGACGCCUGCGCUGUACAAGAACGUGGGAUUUCAGUGGGCCUCAAGUCUCAUAGGCUUGGUUGGCCUCGCACUCAGUGUCGUGCCGGUGAUUCUGUUGAUCAAGGGCGAAAGUAUCCGAGCGAAGUCACCUUUUAUGCUGGAGGCCAGCUAUGACGAGGAAGAGUCCGACGAGCGACGCGAAAGUCUUGCUGUGAGACACACUGCCGAAAGAAGCGCGGCCUCCACAAUGCCUUGGAGCCACGUGAGGACGAUACACGAUUAG
Molecule: messenger RNA, 1722 nt
Organism: Ramularia collo-cygni
Lineage: Eukaryota; Fungi; Ascomycota; Dothideomycetes; Mycosphaerellales; Mycosphaerellaceae
Product: related to multidrug resistant protein
Exons: 7
Coding region: 1-1722 (573 amino acids)
Biological process (GO): transmembrane transport
Molecular function (GO): transmembrane transporter activity
Source: RefSeq, a predicted model, not a curated record